AUGGCUCUGGACCGCCAGGCCCAAUUUCUGGAGCACCCAGGUCAGGGACACGACCCAGCUCGCGCCUGGACUGGCCAUAGAGCGGUUGUAGAUGAUGAUACUAGUAAUAGGUCCAGUUCUGGGUCACCCAUAUCCAGUUUGGCACCGCGGAGAUGCAGGUGA
Messenger RNA from Dovyalis caffra, 162 nucleotides. The record is from the annotation of a GenBank genome assembly. NCBI's taxonomy places the organism in Eukaryota, Viridiplantae, Streptophyta, Magnoliopsida, Malpighiales, Salicaceae.